AAUGUCAGUGAUUGUCAUCGCUGUUGCCUAUUUCUAUCUGGCAAACGCGUUCCACACGUGUAAAUUGUGGUUUUUUUUCUUAGAAAAAAUGAUACGUGCAUGUCUUGUAAGAAGGAGAUGUAAACCAACCCUUUUUCGUUAUUAUGUCUACGCAUGCGCAGCCGUAUUAUUUUUAAAACAGACAAACUAUGGCAGAAAAGCAGACAUCCCAAUGCGAAAUUACAUUGUCGCAAUAAAAAGAGACAGGUUGAUAUGAUAUUGCGUUUGCAAUUCUAUGAGUGAAAGAGAAAAAAAAAACACCUAGUAUGGCAGGCAAGUAAAAUCAAAGACAGAUCCAUUUGUUAAUCGGUAAUCCAAGUUUCCAUUUCGAUUCAAGUAUAUUUCUGUGAGUCUACAGUUCCAAGAUCUAAAAAAGCGUUGGCGAGGUCGUGUUGAUUGAUGCUGUGUGUCGUUGAAAAGAAAAAAGCCAUGAGUGAAAAAAAAAGCCAUGAGUGAAAAGAAAAAAAA
Messenger RNA from Mucor mucedo, 507 nucleotides. RefSeq lists its product as uncharacterized. The transcript has a single exon. The annotation marks the transcript as partial. Lineage: Eukaryota; Fungi; Mucoromycota; Mucoromycetes; Mucorales; Mucoraceae. The record is from RefSeq and is a predicted model, not a curated record.